Messenger RNA from Raphanus sativus (radish), 714 nucleotides. RefSeq names its product aspartyl protease family protein At5g10770. The record is from RefSeq and is a predicted model, not a curated record. The transcript has 2 exons. The coding region runs from base 65 to 487 and encodes 140 amino acids. Lineage: Eukaryota; Viridiplantae; Streptophyta; Magnoliopsida; Brassicales; Brassicaceae.
CCAAGUUCAUGUAACUGAGUGACAUUUUUAAAAGAUUGCUGUUGUUAGGGAGAGGGUGAAAUCAAUGAGCAUUAUAAUGAGAAAUUUGUUGAUUAUAAUACUAAUCUUUUGUGUAUAUCUCAACUGGGGUUGUACUGAGGGAGCUCAAGAAAGAGAUAGUGGGAAAGUGGAUUAUCACACAGUUCAACUCAGCUCUCUUUUAUCAACAGGAUCUAAUACCAAGGGGUCGCUGCACGUAGUGGACAAGCAUGUCGUGCGCUCACCUCUUAGGAGAAGCAAAGUUACGAGACUCGACCUUGAAAACAUCCUCAGGCAGGAUCGAGCACGCUUAGACUACAUCCACUCUAGACUGUCAAAUAAUUUCGCUGACCAACCAAGGCAAACCGAAUCUAAAAGUAAAGAUAUAUCGGUCAAGGACGUGAGUAAGAGGAAGAGCGAGCUCGAUUGGGGGAGCUACAUCGAGACUAUCGGAAAUGGAAACACCUAAAAACACGAUCAUGCAGCUACUUUCAUGACGGACAAGCUUCACGUUAUAUUUUUAAGAAUCCGAAUUAUAGUGAGUUGCAUUUGUUAUAAUGUAUUCAUAUCUUAAGUUGUUUGAUUACUAUACUCAUUGCAUGCAGUUGUUAUUAGAAAAAUUGUUUGUUUUUUUCUUUUAUUUGGAAACAUUGUUUAGAAAAAUAAAAUGAAAAUAGACGUAGCAAGUUCUCUACU